UGAACAUCCUUCCGGCAUAGCGGCAAAUUGAACUGUACACCAUACCAUAUCCAGAGUAUGCAAACUCUUCGAUGCAUCCGCCGUGCGGUUACGUCACGUCUUGGAUUCACUUCCAGGAGCAUCACUGGGGCAACACCUCCUUCUACGCCAUGGCAUACUCCUCCUCACCUCGCUCCAAAAACCCAUGAGCUUCCAGAAAACCUCUCUGCCGGGAUAAGGCAACUAUUUGUGCAGCUCAGUAAAUCUCCUUUGCUAGAGCCAUCGACUUUGAGUGUCCAACGACCUAUCGCCUCUCUUCCUGGUCCUCCAUUACCUCGAACGUUACCCAAGGGCCGCCGGAAACGCGGGCGCACAUACUCUGGAGAAGGCCUUGCGGAAGAGCCUGGAGGUAUAUGGGACUGGGUAGUCACUGCUCAAGUAAAAGAAGGCACCGAAAACCGAGGAUCGAUAGAAGCUGUCGUACGUCAAGUGCGAAAGACUCUACUGUCUGUGGACCCACCGCUGCCUCUUGCACCCAAUUCUAAGCGGAGAAUGCUCAAUGGGUGGGCCAUGAUUGAUGCAGGCAAAUUUGCCGUACAUAUACUGAGCUGCGAUGCGCGGCGGAAAUAUUUCGAAAGAUCAGCUGCUGAGUGGUAGUUUGUGGCAACCACUACGACGAAUUAUGAUACAUCCCCAACUCCCACUUUAGUGGGAAGACCGCACUGACGUCGAGACAUGUAUUCAUCGAUUUGCGCCACGCUAUCGCACGCUCUACAACAGGCUCUCUCAUCGAAAAGGUGUAAUGCACUCGCUAAUUAUGUUCGGCAACGUGUACUGUCCCUAUUUCAUGCUGGAGCAAGUGUUUUGAGUGAUGUAUUUAUUGAGAUUUGACUCGCUCUCGGAUAAGGACGUUUUGAUGGCGUUGACUACAUCUUCUUAUGUAAUGAGUCAAAACCACUAUGUGCAUGAAAAAUAAUAAUUCCAUGUAUUUUGACAAAAA
This is a messenger RNA of Suillus fuscotomentosus, 979 nucleotides long. RefSeq lists its product as uncharacterized. Lineage: Eukaryota; Fungi; Basidiomycota; Agaricomycetes; Boletales; Suillaceae. The transcript is spliced from 5 exons. The record is from RefSeq and is a predicted model, not a curated record. The coding region runs from base 58 to 636 and encodes 192 amino acids.